CUUCCAGGACACGAGCCUUCGCCAUGCCAGCUGUUUCUUUAGACGGGUGAUAAAAUUAAAAACGCUCCUUUAUCCUAUAGUUAAGAUACGGCCUUCUUUUUUUUCUUUUUGCACGGAGUGACCAAUAAUGAGCCAGUCUCAAAUGAUAAUAAAACAUUAGUAAAAAUACGCAGUCCGCUCUGAAGCCAUUUUCGGUCCUUUUGCCGGGCGACUAAGGACUAUCCGAGAAGCGUUUGCGAAUCGGGGUGGAAAACUUGAAAAGGCCAAGCUCUCAAACGAGAGAGGCGGCUCCAAGGAAUUAAUUUGUGCAAGCAAAGCCGCAAAGACUCAGGCCAGGUUACCCUUCUUUAGGAAAUUUGGGAAUGGAAAGAAAGGAAAGUAGAAACAUCCCACCCUCUAAAAAAAAAAAAAGACGACUGCACGGAAGCUAGGAAAUUCCGGGGGAGAUUUCUUUUUUUCUUUUUUUCCCCACCCGCCUACUAACUUCCCUUCCCUAUUUUAGCUCCUCCCUAGAAAAGGCGUGCCCCCUUUCCGUAUUAAAAAAAAAAGAAAAGGGGGAAAAAAGCCCCAGGGAGUUACAGGGUUGUGAAAGAGGGACCCGUAAUAAACAUGGCUUCCUUGACGGCUUCAGUUCAGUGAGGGGGGGGGGAAAAGAGGGAACAUUUUCCUCCCUAGAUGUCCAGUCCAUGUCUAUGGUUUCAAAGCCCAUACGCGUUUCUAUUGGUCAGCUGGACUUCUUGAAGGCGACUUGAACGGUCAAGGAUGUCUCUGGAGGACCCGUUCUUCGUGGUGAAAGGAGAAGUGCAGAAAGCAGUGAAUACAGCCCAGGGCCUUUAUCAACGUUGGGGCCAGCUACUCCAGGAGACCCAAAUUGUGAACAAAGAGGAACUGAACUGGACUACAAAUGAAUUACGCAACACCUUGCGCAGCAUUGAGUGGGACUUGGAGGAUUUGGAAGAAACCAUUUGCAUUGUGGAAUCAAACCCACAAAAGUUUACCAUUGCACCGUCUGAGGUUGCAGCACGACGUUCUUUUGUCACAGAGAUGCGGGAGUCGGUCAAGGAAAUGCAGGAUCACAUGUCUGACCCAGCGGCCCAGUCCUUUGUGGAGAGGAACAACCGAGAGCUGGUGGAUGAUAGGGACCGCUGUGGGCUGUUGAGUGCAGAGAAGGUGUCAGCAGCUGAUUCACAUAUUUUGGAAGAGCAGCAGUUGCACCAGAAGUUAAUCAUUGAGGAGCAGGAUGAACAGUUGGAGCUGGUCUCUGGCAGCAUUUCUGUGCUCAGGCACAUGUCGGGGCGGGUUGGAGAGGAACUUGAUGAACAAACUAUAAUGCUAGAAGACUUUGCUCAAGAGAUGGACAGCACUCAGAGCGGCAUAGAUGGGGUGUUCAAAAAGAUGGGCAGAGUCUCCCACAUGGCCCGUGAAAGACGUCAGUGGUGCAUCAUCUGCCUACUGGUCAUCACUGGUGUGGUGAUACUGGUUCUUCUUUUUGCUCUGUGGUCAACUGACAGAUGAACAUAGGGAAAAUGGAAAAGAUGCCACCAACCCCGUUCCUUUCAUGCGGAAAGCCUGAAGCCACCAUGGCGUUAUGUCCUAUAUGGGGUGAGGGCUAGUGAAGACAUAGGACAAUGACAAGAAUGUUGGAUUCUCACUGGGCUUCCCUCCCUUGUAUUCACGCUGUUGUCCCUUAACUAUUAGGAGCUACAGGUUUGUGACAAGGGAGGAUUCUGCUUGUUGGUACUGAUCAACUCAUCAAGGUAGUCCAGACCAGAAAACCAAAAUAAUGAAUGCUAAUACUAUUUUUAUUCUAAGGUUACAUUAAUAGACUCUUGCAAGUCUGAAAGCACUUCUCCUUUCCCACCAUUCCCUGCCUUCACUUUCCAGAGAAUUAGGAUAAUCCUGAAGCUUUCUCAAAUUACACUUGUGUUUUGGGCUCAGAUUUCAUUUAUCAGACCAUUAUGUAAAUUGCAGCUUUUCCUUGUGCCUCACAAAGCUAUUCUUACAGCCCCUUCUGUACUUUAGAAUGGGAAUUUGUGUACUGCCAUACUUGGGAAAUACUGGAUUUGCAUACCUGUUUCUUAAAUGUGAUCAUGCUGUACCUUUUCUUUGGGUCACCAGCUUAGAAAAAGGUUUAUUUUCUGUUUUUAGUCUUAAAUAUUCAAUUCCUUUAUACCAGCUCUGUGUAACUUAUCUCUGCAUUAAAUGUAUCUGAGGAAGCACAAUUGACUUAAAGGGUUACCUAUUUUUCAGUCAAACCAAUCAAAAACGGUGGAAGAAUUAGAUAGGAUAACAGUAUGUUCUGCUUGUUGAGUUAGUGAAAUACUUGGUGAAAUUAUAAGGGAUGAAGAUGAUCUAAAACUGUAUUUCUAUUUAAAUACCUAAUGAAACCAAACACCACCUCUCAAUCCCCCAUCCCUCUGGUUAGCUGUUUUCUAAAAAUUGAGAGAUUAAAAAACAUUUGUCAUUAUGUAAGUGUAGAUUGCAGCACUGUGCAGUCAGAUGCAACUGAUGGUGAUACUUCUGGGCUAGGCAAAACAAAUCUGAUUUAUGAAUGUACUUGCUCUCUUUUCAACUUAAGCCUGGUAAAACAUGGUGGACAGACUAUCUCAGCAUUGGCAAAGUGGAUUCUGCCCUGAAAAUAAAACACUGGCUAUUUUCAGGGAAGUCCAAGUGACUCAGUUUACCAAAAGCAAUAUCUCUAUGGGAUAUUUUGUUGUUACAGACACUUGGCCAUUCCUUCUAUAGAUAAUAUUAUAGAGCAGAGAUUGGCAGACAUCAGACUUGUAAGGUCUACUUUAUUAUCUAAAAACCUGAAGUUUACCAAUCAGCUUGGUGCAAAGAAUGCUGAGCCUUGGAAUUUAGAAAGAUACUUUACAAGGUCUAUGGUAGGGAGAAAACCUGUUUCUGGUUAGAUCAAGCUUUAUAUGGGUGAGGAGAAAGUUCUGGCUGCUGUAUUCUGAAUUCUUGUGCUGCUGAAACUAUCUAAAUAAUUGGAUCUCCCUUCUACCUAUCACCUUUUAGAAAACAAUGUUAAAACAAUUUUUUUUAAAAAAAUAAAUAUUUUAUACUUGUAUGUAAA
Molecule: messenger RNA, 3079 nt
Organism: Ahaetulla prasina
Lineage: Eukaryota; Metazoa; Chordata; Lepidosauria; Squamata; Colubridae
Gene: STX10
Product: syntaxin 10
Exons: 8
Coding region: 763-1515 (250 amino acids)
Biological process (GO): Golgi vesicle transport
Cellular component (GO): membrane
Source: RefSeq, a predicted model, not a curated record